AUGGGCCGCGCCGCGCCGCCGCCGGGCGCCGCGGGGGGACAGGGCGGUGCGGGGGCACAGGGCGGUGCGGGGGCUCAGGGCGCCGCGGAUGGUGAGGCCGCCGCUCGCCGCCGGGCGCCGGCAGGAAGCGGAAGCGCCUCUAGGCCCCGCCGCCGUCCGGGUCCCGCAGGCCGAGGGUGCACAGUGCUUCCGGUUCCGGUCCGCGCGCAUCAGGUGUCUGCGGGUCCUCCCGUGCGCUGCCCGGUGGUGCUUCUCCUCGGCCAUCCCCGGGGCCGGGUCGCCCGGGUCCUGCGGGAGCACCGAGGGCCUGUGAGACGGGAGCCGGCGCCAUGGCCUGUCGUGGAGCCGCCCACCUUCUCAGGGCCCCGGGCAGCGCGCAGUAGGGCGGCUGCAGCCGUCAGUCCGGCUAAAGCCGCUCGGCAGCGGCGGCUCUGCCUGCUCGCCGGCAGCUGCAGGGUGGCGAAUGCUGGGUGGGGAGAGAGCUGUUGCGAGCGCCGGCUACCGGAGAGACCGGUCACGGCGAUGUUCCAACCCCCGGGAGCCCUACGGCCACAGCAGCGGGAGAAGCUGCGUGGCUGCCGGUGCCUCAGCUCUGAGCAUCACAGAAGCAGCAGGGAGUGAUCUUUCCUGGUGAGCAGUUUACUGGAAGAUGGGCAACUGUAUUACCUGU
Messenger RNA from Calypte anna (Anna's hummingbird), 670 nucleotides. RefSeq lists its product as uncharacterized. The record is from RefSeq and is a predicted model, not a curated record. Bases 1 to 621 code for a protein of 206 amino acids. The transcript has 2 exons. NCBI's taxonomy places the organism in Eukaryota, Metazoa, Chordata, Aves, Apodiformes, Trochilidae.